Molecule: messenger RNA, 1037 nt
Organism: Drosophila miranda
Lineage: Eukaryota; Metazoa; Arthropoda; Insecta; Diptera; Drosophilidae
Product: protein lap1-like
Exons: 4
Coding region: 277-876 (199 amino acids)
Molecular function (GO): protein binding
Source: RefSeq, a predicted model, not a curated record
GAAUAUGAAUCAAUUGCUUCAAUCUCCCACUAAUAUAUACAUAUAUUUUCCUUUGGUAACACUUGACAAUUGAGGCUGUGAAUUUAUGACGUCAGUUGUUGCGACCGAUUGGCACUAUUGUUAUCGACUACAUUCAAAAGUCAAUUGUUGUAAUAUAUUCGAGCUACGAAUUUUAGGCAAUUUUCACAUAAUUCUUCAAAGAAGUUGGCAGCGCAGCAGACAUUUAAUCAAAGAAAAUAUUGCGGCACAAGCGAAAAUUUGCAAGAAAGUUCAAAAAUGGAUCAAGAGCAGCUAAUGAACGCCGUUAAUCGGCUGUUUUCGAAGUGCCAGAACGCCAGUUCCACGGGCAUUUUGGAUCUCAACCAUAGCCAACUGACAGAAAUUCCUGAAGUUGUGUUUAGCUUUAUGUCCAAUGCUGGGACUGAGGUUAAGGAGUGUGAUCUUAGCGGCAAUUUAAUUGAAGAGAUACAACCAAAAUUGGCCCUCGAUUUCAAAGUCUUAACAAAUCUCAAUAUAGCAGAUAAUUUUCUGACGACACUUCCAAAGGAGAUUGGCAGUCUGCGAGCCUUGGCAAGACUCAAUAUAUCAUGUAAUUAUCUGUUUCAAUUGCCCGAUGUAGUUUUCAAGUUGCCGCAUUUGACAUAUUUGUAUGCUCAGGACAACUUGAUUACGAAAAUCGAUAUAGAACAGCCAAUUGAGAGCGAUAACUUGGCUCUAGUUGACUUACGUUACAAUACUCUAGAGCCUGAGUUUCUUCGUAAGCUGAUGAAGAUACAAACCACAUUCCGUUUGGUACUCAACGACGCAGAAGUGAAAGACAACGACUAUGAAGAUGAUGAUGAUCAGGAUGAUGAUGAUGGUUUCAUCAAAAAUUAAGCAUCUUUAUACACCCACACUCAAAACUGUUCCUUGUUUUCCAAGGAAGCAAUACACAAAACAAAACAAAAAACAAAAAGAACCAACAAAUUGAUAUGAAACAACUUAUGUAUUGUGUUAAAAUCUUGUUUAAAAAUCUAAGAUCUCUUAUUAGUGAUACA